Molecule: messenger RNA, 1470 nt
Organism: Notothenia coriiceps (black rockcod)
Lineage: Eukaryota; Metazoa; Chordata; Actinopteri; Perciformes; Nototheniidae
Product: NF-kappa-B inhibitor alpha-like
Exons: 6
Coding region: 92-1042 (316 amino acids)
Biological process (GO): toll-like receptor 4 signaling pathway; cellular response to tumor necrosis factor
Cellular component (GO): cytosol
Molecular function (GO): NF-kappaB binding
Source: RefSeq, a predicted model, not a curated record
GCAGGCAGCCACACAGAGGGCAUUACAGACUGCUGCACAACUCUCUGCUAGUACACAACCAAGCGCACCUCGGCCCGAAAAACAACCAAACAUGGACCUCCACAGGACCAGUAUAUUAAACCAAAUGGAUUACAGUCGAGAUUCUAAAGAAGGGAAGCCGCCUACGUCGACAGAAGAGCGGCUGGACAGCGGCCUGGACUCCCUGAAGGAGGAGGAGUACCAGGCGGUGGCGGCGGAGAUCCGUCGGCUGCAGCUGGAGUGUGAGCCUCCGCAGCACAAACAAGAUGUAACCGGAGAGCUUCAGGAAUGGAAAACACAACUCACAGAAGACGGAGACACGCUGCUCCACCUGGCCAUCAUCCACGAGGCCAAGGACUACAUCAAACAAAUUAUAGACCUUUCCAAGAGCACAGACUUCCUCAAUACACAAAAUGACCAGAGACAGACUCCUCUCCACUUAGCGGUAAUAACAGGACAGGCAGAAGUGUGCCAGCAACUCCUGCUUUCCGGGUGCGACCCCACGCUGGUGGACGACAGCGGGGACACGCCUCUUCACAUCGCCUGUCGCCAUGGCAACCUGCUGUGCUUCAGCGUCCUCACAAAUAACUGUCGGCCAGAGCAUUUGCACACGGUGAUGGCUGCCUGCAACUAUCAUGGUCAGAGCUGCCUCCACCUGGCCUCAGUUCAGGGUUUCCUAUUGCUGGUGGAGAACAUGGUGGAUCUCGGAGCUGACAUUAAUGCGAAGGAACAGCGGAACGGUCGCAGUGCACUGCACCUCGCCGUGGAUCUGCAGAAUCUCCCCCUGGUCCAACUGCUGCUGAAGAAAGGAGGGGACCCCAACCUCCUGACCUCUGGAGGCCACACCCCCUUCCACCUCACCUACGGCCGCCACAACGACGAAAUCCGGAAAGAACUGUACUCUCUCACCAAUCCUGAACUGAGGGAGCUGCCUGACAGCGAAUCAGACGACAGCGAGGAAGAAGUGGACGAAGAGUCUGAUGAGGAGGUGGGAUAUGACGACAUCCAGUGGAACGGACAUUAGCAGGAAGGGAGAGAGAGGAAGUUACAGAGGCAGGAGGCUGUGACACAAAGAAACGGCUCGGCACGUCGACUUCUUCCAGAAAGUGACGUCACAUGAGCCCAGGAGUGCAGUGACACGGCGCGGGCGUGGACGCGUAAGAUUGGACAGGCCGUUCCAGGCUGCGGGGGGAGAAAAGGCGCUGAGAUGUGUGAAUACAUGAUGUUGAGAGGGUUGCUUGUAUUCUGUGAAAAUCAUUUGUCACAAAGAAACAUCCUUCCACACAGCUGGACCUGCAGCAGCUCUGUUGUACGAUAUUGUAAAUGCUGUGUAUACAAAGAUGUAUUUUUUAUGGAAGCUGUGAACGUGUACAGUUGAGCAGGUUGUAUAUGUGAGACAGCAAACAGUCCAGCACACUCCAGUGAAAUUAAAAACACUCAUAUUUAACAGAA